Molecule: messenger RNA, 564 nt
Organism: Acanthosepion pharaonis
Lineage: Eukaryota; Metazoa; Mollusca; Cephalopoda; Sepiida; Sepiidae
Source: the annotation of a GenBank genome assembly
AUGUUAAAAUCUUCCUACCUGUUUUUGUUCUUGUUCAUUUUUGCUUUCUUUUCCCCUUUUCUCCUCUUCUUUUAUGGAAAGAUGCAGACAUUGCCUUUCUUUCUUUUCUCUGAUUACUCUCUUUCUUGGGAAGAUGCAGUGAGUCUGAUCUCCUUUUCUUAUCUUUGCUUUCUACCCUUCUCACCUUUAUUCUCUUUUCUUUGUCUCAUUGUUCCUUUCCUCUCUUCUUCUGAAUACUACACUCUUCCUGCUAUACUUUAUUUCCCCUUUCUUUCUUUUUUGUUAACUCAAUCCUUAUUUCUGCAUUUUUUUUUCUUCUAUAAUCUUAUCUUUUCUCAAUGUCUCUUCUUUCCUUUCCACCAUUUUACCUGUCUUUUCUUUUUUCAAUUUUUGCUUUCUCUUUUGUUUAUUUCCUCCUACUCUCUUCUUUUUCUCUUCUAUUCAUUAUUCUUCUUUCUCUCCUUCCUUUCUAUUUCUCUUGCUUUUAUUCUCUUUUUCUUUUUCCAUAACACGAUUCCCUUUACACUCUUCUUUACUUCUUACCUCGUCCUGCCAUUUCAAUAA